Messenger RNA from Paramecium primaurelia, 1110 nucleotides. Lineage: Eukaryota; Ciliophora; Oligohymenophorea; Peniculida; Parameciidae. The record is from the annotation of a GenBank genome assembly.
AUGAAAGUAAUAUUGUUGAUGGUCUUAACAUUCUUAGUGUUAGGGAAUUCUUAAUAGAUAGACAUACAUGUUAAAGAUGUCUAUUUAAUUGUUAAAGGAGUUGUAGAAGGAGUGUAAGUAGAUGAUCAUGUAGAAGUGAAAGAAAUUGUGUCAUGCUUAAAUGAUUCAGAAGCAUUAAUAGACAACAUUGUGAAGGCUAUUUAAAAUUUAGAGACUUAAACUUUUGAUGGUGUCAAAGAAGGAAUUAAAUUAAUUGGAAUAGCCAUUUAAUAAAUUCCUGAUGCAAUCACUGCAUGUGAAUCUGGAUCUGAAGAAAUGGUAGCUUUAUCAAGUAUACAUAAUAUUAAUUAAUAGAACUACUUACUAAUAUGCUUGAACAAUUAAGAAACCCUUGGACAUUCUCAUAUAAAAUUGGUUACAAUUUAAUUGUUAAUGGUUUAGAUAUCUAUUAAGAAAUAAGUAAAUACUAUUUAUAAUCUUAGAUACUGCUAUAAAAGAUUGGAAAUCAGAAAUUUAUGAAGAUUUUGGAAAAUAGAUUGGAUUUGUUCUAGUUUAACUACUUAAAGAAACUAAAAAUAUUGAUGCUGUUAUUUUAGAUGAUGAAGUCAUUGGAAUUAUAUUUGAAGGAUUAUUAGAUGGAAUAGUAGAUGCAAGUCAAAUUAAAGCAAAAGACAUUAAAGCUUGUUUAAAUGUUGCUAGUGGAAUUGUUAUAGAUUUUGAAAAAGCUGUUAGACUCUUAGAAGAUGGGUCUGUAUCAAGUGUCAUCUAAGCUUUAUAAUCAUUUGUAGAAGGUCUCUCUGAAUUCCCAAAGGCUCUUGAAACUUGUUAAUCCUCAUCUCAAGAAGCUUUAAAAUUAGCUCAAAAAAUCAAAGACUUAAUUGAAGCCUUAUAAAAUCCAAGUUCAUUUAUCUAUCAUAUUGGAAAAGAUUUAAUCAUUAAUGGAAAGGACAUUUACUAAGAGGUAUCUAUAUAUAUAUUAGAUUUUUAUAGAUAUUUGCAGCAGUUGAUGAUUGGAAGUAUGGAAAUUGGAGUGAUUUUGGUUUCUAAUUGGGUAAAGCAAUGGAAUAAAUAUUUAUUGGACUUUAAAAAGAAAAAUUAUAUUAAUUAUGA